Molecule: messenger RNA, 1079 nt
Organism: Sitophilus oryzae (rice weevil)
Lineage: Eukaryota; Metazoa; Arthropoda; Insecta; Coleoptera; Curculionidae
Gene: Brms1
Product: breast cancer metastasis-suppressor 1-like protein-A
Exons: 2
Coding region: 48-794 (248 amino acids)
Biological process (GO): negative regulation of transcription by RNA polymerase II
Cellular component (GO): Sin3-type complex
Molecular function (GO): histone deacetylase binding
Source: RefSeq, a predicted model, not a curated record
GGCCUGAGCUGCCAGGGCUAUACGGCCAAGAAAAAAACUAUUGACAAAUGAUUGACAACUUAACCUCUUUGAUAUGUUUCAUGUUUGUUUUUGUUUAUGUUGUAGUUUGUCCAAAAUCUGUUUUAUUAAAAGAUAUGAGUGAUAACGAAAUAUCUGGAAAUGAGUCAGAAAGAUCAAAUUCAAGCAGAGAAAAUGAGGGUAAUCGGGAGUCUUCCGAAGAUGAACCCGAUUCAGACGAUAGUUCAGAUAUGGAUGAAGGAGAAUGUGAAACGAGAAGAACCGAGUUAAUACAGCACGUUCAAGAUUUAGAAAAUCAGUUUAGUCUGCUUCGAGAGCAAUUGUACAGAGAGAGAAUUCAGCAAGUCGAAACACAAUUAGCCGAAGUAAAGUCAGGAAAAUCACCAGAUUAUCUUAUUCCUCUGCAACAUUUAGAAGAACAAAAACGGAUUCGUACAGAAGUAGCUGGAAUUUUGAAACAGCUUCGCCUCGAAAACAUUAACAACCACUAUGAUGCCGAGAAGCAAGCUGCUUUACAAAAUUUUGAAAGUGAGAAAUGUUUAGCAAACGAUUAUUACUAUAGCGAACUAAUGGAUACUAUUCGAAAGCUGGAAGAGGACAAGCAAAAUAGUGAAAUUACGUGGGGUGAGGGGGGAGAAUGGGGAGCUAGAUCUAGGUCGACGUCAAGAAAAAAAGCUGUUACAGUUUCUGGACCCUAUAUUGUGUAUAUGCUUAAACCACAAGAUAUAAUGGAAGACUGGACAAUAAUUAAAAAAGCUAUGAAACGUGCAACUUGAUGUAAAAAUAUAAUGUUAAUUAUUUGUAAAAAUAAGUAUAACUGUGGUUUUAAAUGUAUCAAGAGAAGUAUAUGUGAUCUAUGUGUAGGUUUUCCCACAACUGCUUUAUUAAAAGAUUUUUUAGGAUCUUAUUUAGAUACAAAUUUGAAUAUUUCAAAUUUUAGCCAUUUAUGGAAUCGAAGUUGAUAUGUUUUAAAAGUUUUGUCUAAAACUUUUUAAAACCUGUUUAAAAUUUAUGUUUUAAAUGUUUGGUGUGUAGGAAUUUUUUUCAAUAAAUAAUAAAAU